CCUUUAGCUUAGCAUGAACGAGUUUCGUUUACUUAAAUUGAGAAAACCUGCCGCUUGUAUCAAAACUGUCGAUUUUACUUUAAAAGCUGGUGCCGUCAUGAUUUGGAGAAUAUGUUAAAUAUUAUAGCACUGGUAGUAUAAUUCAAAUGGACCCAAGUGAUUUCAGUAAAUAGGAUUUUUUUGUGUUACUUUAGCCACAUACUCCAUAGGAUUGGAUAAAGAAAUAGCUUCCGAUGCUAACUUUGCGGACCUCGGCGGAACACUCGAAUCCCCCUUGCUUUUUCAGAUGAUCUCUAGUUUUCAUAUGACAGCAGCACCCCGCGUGGGUAACUUGCCCGUAUGCGAGUUCUACGACUAUGAGACGCUGUUUUUGUCCUGUCGGUACAUCGUAGGCUGCUGAGCUGUCCAUAGUGGCGAACCCUUUGAUAAACAAGUCAUUUUACUUAGUUAUUAGGGGUUAAGUUAACCCGGUUAACUUUCUUAUAGUUAUUCGGGCUUAACAUUCGUACAGUUUCUCAAGCGAUUGAAUGGCACCAUAUUUUGUAUGCGUAGUAGCUAGCAUGCGGCUUUGCACACUUGAAAGCUUACUAACUUUCAACAACCAACGUGUUACCUUGGGUUAACUUAACGUGAACGAUACAUAAGGGAAGCUUACCACCAACCGUUACUUUUGUGAACUCCUAACUGGUGCAGGUCAAGCUGCUCGUAGAGUCCUGAGAAGCAAUGAAGGCUCAGAGACCCUCGUCACAUCCCAAACACACUUUGCGAAAUGUUAUCAAAAAAGCAAAGAACCCCAAAUGGCAUGGGCACAACAAAGCACUACUUCUUUCAGAUGAUCACAGUCAAGGCCUCGGUCCUCCGUCAGCCAGGUUUGAGAAUCAGACGGGCCACAGCGGGAAACCCAGUUUGAAAUCGCAGAGACGACGAUAUGCUAAAGCUGUCAGUGGUAGGUCUGUAAGCAGCCCUCUAACUGCAGCACCUAGAGUUAAGACCUCAGCAGCACACAUUAAUGGACAAGCCAAGAGUUGCUCAAGUAGCAGUAAUAGUGAUACAGAGGACUCACAAGGCUGGAGAUCCUAUGCCCAGUCUGUUCUUCAGAAUGGCAUGCAACCCAUUGCUGAUGCUGAAGAAAGCUUGCUGUCCGAACACGUUGGGGAGGGAAUUGAACCAUUUCUCACCCAGUUUGACAUUACUAACAACCGCACCUUGAUGGUUAUGCGACCAGGCCAGACGCUGUGUUUUCGAGGGAAGUGCCUGCUGACGUGUUUGUAUGGGCGGGUGGAGGUGUUGGGUUUCACCAUAGAGGAGGGUCAGCAGCCAUACCCCCUCUACUCCCCAGCCUCUCACUGCCCACUCACCAUCACUGCAUUGGCAGACAGCUCCCUAUCCACCAAAAACCGCAAAGAAUGCCGACAGGAAGCCAAGAUGGUGGUGCGCAAGUACUUAUCCUCUGUGCCAAGGAAGCAUCUACUGAAUGAGAUGGAUUCAGAUUCAUGUGUUGUUCUUCUUGAAGCUCUGGAGAAUCCCCUCACACACUUCCUUACUAGCCACUCACAGCUCAAAGAGCUCUUUGGCCUUAGCUCGAGAGAACUGCGUGAUGACUUGGCAGUGGAUAAUUCUGCUCUGAGUGCAGUUGGGUUGACGGCCCUGAACAGCAGUGGUAACCAGGGCCUGGUCACUUCCAGGAGCUAUAGAGAUGCACUGCACAGACUUGUUCAAGUGUGGGGAGAUGAUGAGUGUGAUCGCUGUCCAAUCAUUUUGGUGUAUGGCGCUAAGAACUCUGGGAAGUCUACCUUUGUUCGUCAUCUCAUCAACAGCCUUCUUAACCAAACUACCAGCGUAGAAUACCUGGAGUGUGAUGUGGGACAGACGGAGUUCACUCCCCCUGGCUGUCUCUCUUUGACAGCUGUCACAGAGCCUCUUCUAGGCCCUCCGUUCACCCACCAGCAGGAGCCCAGACACAUGGUGUACUAUGGCCAGGCUGAUUGCCAGUCUGAUCUCGACCGCUACCUGGAGUCGCUGAAGUCAUUGUGGCGACACAGCAGCGGUGAUAUGCCAGUCAUCAUAAACACCAUGGGCUGGGUUAGAGGUCUUGGUUUUCAGCUGUUGGUUGAUCUUGUCCGUUUCUUCUCUGUGACUCACGUGGUGCAACUCAGCUUUGGAGAAACGUCUCAGUGUCCUGCUCUCACUCCUGACUUUUUGAGAACGGCUCAUGGCUGGCAGACGCACCCACCGGCCCAGCCUGCUUUAGGACAACCUGAGAAUCAAGAGGCCCCACACAGCCACGUGUUCCUCAGCAUUCACUCAGAGUUCCAGGGUGCUGGCACCUCCGGGGAAAUGCGACAUCAACGCAGUAAUGAAUUGCGAGAUCUGGCUCUCAUGGGAUACUUCAGUCAGAUGCAGGCCCCAGAUUCAAGUCUUGUACGGCCUCUACAUUGCUUCACUCCUUACCAGGUUUCUCUCUCUGCUGUGGCUAUUGGCGUGACUCAUUGUGACGUGGCCCCCGCACACAUACUGUAUGCUGCCAACGCCAGCCUAGUGGGACUGUGCUGUCUGGACGAGAAGGUGAUCGGUCGGGGCGGUCCAAUGCUGCUCUCCCAGACUCCCAUUUGCCCGUGUGUUGGACUGGGUGUUUUGAGGGGAGUGGAUAUGAUAAGGGGUCUUUAUCUCCUGGUGACUCCAGUCCCCCCUGCUCUGCUUAGUCGAGUCAACUGCCUUCUGCUUGGAGAAAUCUCUCUGCCUAAAGCCCUGCUUACCACACAGUCUGGAGUGGAAGGAGAUCUACCAUAUGUCACCACAGACUACAGUUUUGAGCUUACAGGAGCUGGAAAGCUCCAUGUUUUUAAAGGACUCGCUAGGCCCAGUUUUGUCGGGUCCAAAGCAAGUAACAAGACAUAGACGGCUCUGCCAUGGUGUGUAGAACUUCGUUUGACCAAGACAGUCAUUAUGCUUCAGAAAUAAAUGAACAAAAUUGCCAUCUGGUGGGAGUCAAAUGGUUUGCCAUUGUUUUUGUCAGUGUGCUGGUCAAACCUGUUACAGCCAGGGAGUUCAAUUUUGAUGUUUUCCCGAAAGAGCAAAAGAGUCUCCAUAAAGCAUUAUUGAUAAAGGGUCAUUUAAUUGCAUGCUCUACAUUCUCAUUUUACACUUCCACAAGCUUUUUCUUAGUAAAACGCUUCAAUUUCUUUUUUGUUGUCUUCAAUCCACUGUCUCGGUAGAAGUAGCUUAGAAUCAUAAUGGCCUCAACAGAGUUUUUGCCAUAUAUUCGCAAAGGUGUCAUGAACAGAUUGCAGACUCAUACCUGAAAAGAGCAGACUGAACAUUGUAAUACAAUGUAGAUGAUCCACUGAACAUUGGAGCCAUUACAACUUGGGCAUUCUUUUUAUACGACAGUCAUCGUUCUGCUCCUGUUUUCAUGGUUGUCUUUUUCCCCCCAUGUACCAUUUUACACGUCUGUCUGUGGCUCAGACCCCUAUUCUCCUCGAGACCCCUCCUUUUUUUAUUUUUUAGUCAGAUAGCGCUGAAGUAGGUUGAACUAAUUAAGUUGAAAAAUAAUUGUUUAAGAUAUGUGUAAUUGAGCUGGAUUAUGUCUCUUUUUUCCCCACAUCUUGUCCAAUGUGAAUGUAAAUAAUGAAUGUUAGCAACUAUUCAAGACUUACUACUGCAGCUACUUAUUUUAAUUGCAUUGCAUUGUGGAUAUGCUGUAAUGCUACUGUAGGCAGUAAUGGAUGACAUGCUUAAGUGUCUUUCAAUUCCAUCAACUGGUUUUGUAUUGCUUUGUGUGGCCCACAGAGGUUAGACAUGGUCUUUCUUUGACUUGCCAUUUAACUGUGGCAGUUCGGGCAUAUUUCCCAAUGGCAGGGAAGUUCGGCAAUUUUUUAUAUAACAUUUUGACAGAGACAAAAGACAUCCAAAUUUGUGACGUUACAGUUUGCUUUUUCAAACUACUAGUUCAUCCAAAAAAAAAACUGCUUUUUCAAACUGCCUGUACAUUUGAAUCAGUUUAGCUGUUUCCUCUUUAUGAUAAUUUCUUUGUUUAAGCAGUUUCUAAUACUUAGCGUUCACACUUUUUUGUUGAUACACACCAGCUGACAUCGUUUCUAUGUGUUUUGUACUUUUAUUUGUCUUGAAAUAAAGGACACAUUUACAAUUUAG
Sardina pilchardus (European sardine) is the source of this 4152-nucleotide messenger RNA. It is a transcript of the gene nol9, whose product is annotated as nucleolar protein 9. The transcript is spliced from 13 exons. Lineage: Eukaryota; Metazoa; Chordata; Actinopteri; Clupeiformes; Clupeidae. Gene Ontology annotation, molecular function: polynucleotide 5'-hydroxyl-kinase activity. Bases 724 to 2898 code for a protein of 724 amino acids. The record is from RefSeq and is a predicted model, not a curated record. Gene Ontology annotation, cellular component: nucleus. Gene Ontology annotation, biological process: cleavage in ITS2 between 5.8S rRNA and LSU-rRNA of tricistronic rRNA transcript (SSU-rRNA, 5.8S rRNA, LSU-rRNA).